CGCGCAACCGUCUCCGAGCGUCGCGCUCGUUCGCAGUCCGUCAGUCUAUCGGCAACCUGCGUACCAUUCGUGUCGUAGUGCUUACGUAACAAUAUUAUUAUUAUUCUUACUUGCCUGGCCGGUGUGUUCGUUCAUUUAUAAUUGCGGUCCAUGUUUUUUCGUUUUCACACUCAAUCGACUCGUCUUUUAUUCGGUCUCUCCGUUAACCUCUCACCUGAAUCGUCACACGUACACACACAUACGCAUACGUAAAACCGUUCUACACAUACACACACAGUCACACGCAUAUAAACAUCAGCAGCUCACAAGUACAAACGACGGUCGCACGCGGCGCGCUCCGAAAAAGAACAGAAGGAAGGAAAACGCGCUAAUAACGUCUUCCGCGAAUCGCCGUUUACCUGUCUACGCGCAAGUCGUACGCGGAUACACGUCCUCCUGGUCGUCGUGGACAUCGAUUGCUGACACGAUUAAUCGUAUCGUCGACGAAGCGGCGACGCGUCGAGGGAACGGAGUGGGUUCGACACCUUACCGGCUGUACCAGGGCAAUCCCGGCGAUAGAUGAACAAGUGUCGUCGACGAGCCCACCGUUGUAGAGCACGUUCUCUGGGUUCGGCCCUCCUCCACGGGCACGGUGUAUCGAUUGCUCUAAAAUAGACGCGUGGGAACACCUGCAGGCUACAUACACAUUCUACGUAUUGCUCAGACUGUCUCUCUCUCUCUUUCUCCGUCCCGCCUCCCCCCUCUCUUACUUUCUCUCCGUCAUUGGUCUUUCUGGACGCCCUUGCAGCGUGUGACAGGUGCAUCGAGAAGCCGAUAGCAGCACCGCGCUGUCGUAGGGCUGGAGGUGGUGGUGGCGGUGGAGGCGGCGAAGAAGAAACGUAACAGGAAGCGGAAGAAGAAGUGAAAUCCAACUGGAUAUUGCGAGCAAGAGAGAGGGGGAGAACGGAAGGCAACGGAAAGCGACAAAGGGAAGCUUGAAGGGAAAAGGUGGAGAAGGAGGAAGUAGGCGAAACGCCUGAGUUUUCUCUUACGAGUAAAGGGUUAUCCCCACUGAUACGUCCUGGAGGCGCCUGUCGUCUUCGCCGGUACAACCAUAACGCCGCCCGCUUUAAAACGCCCGAGACGGGAUACGGUGGAUUCCUCGCCGCCACCCGCUCGAACCGCAGCACCCGGAAAUCCCGGACCGUCAAGCAAACUCGCUUGCAUCAUGGACGCGCCGCUCUCUCAGAGUAUGGACUCCGUCAACACGGUGGCCACCGGCGAAGACGAGGUGCGCACCUUGUUCGUAAGCGGCUUACCGAUGGAUGCCAAGCCAAGGGAGCUGUAUCUGCUGUUCAGAGCAUACGAGGGGUACGAGGGGUCCCUACUGAAAGUCACGAGUAAAAAUGGGAAAACAGCGUCGCCGGUGGGAUUCGUGACUUUUCACACGAGGGCCGGUGCGGAGGCGGCGAAACAGGACCUGCAGCAGGGGGUUAGAUUCGAUCCUGAUAUGCCACAAACCAUACGUUUGGAAUUUGCAAAAAGUAACACAAAGGUUAGCAAACCCAAGCAACCAGCCGCUGCAGCAGCCACCUCGCACCCUGCUCUGAUGCACCCUCUAACUGGACACCUAGGGAGCCCAUUCUUCCCUGGUGGUCCUGAAUUGUGGCACCAUCCACUGGCGUACUCGACUGCUGGCGAAUUACCCGGCACGCUGCAACAUGCGACGCUGGUCCAUCCGGCGUUACAUCCUCAGGUCCCCGCGCCAAUGUCUAUGCCGCAUCCUACGACGCUGACGUCGAUACACGCCUCGCUGCCCCAUUUCUUACCUUCGCCGGCACUGGCAUCGCCGGUGGGUUCGCCCUCGUCUCAGCCGAACAUAGCCGUCAGCAAUGCACCGUGUUCCACCCUCUUUGUGGCGAACCUUGGCCAGUUCGUUUCUGAGCACGAGCUCAAGGACCUCUUCAGCAGACUCUAUUAGAUGGAUGUACGCAGACUUGUGUGACUGGCUGUAGGUCGCUGAACUUGACUUAAAAACGACUGCCACCCUAUACGGUAAAAAUUAUAACAUUCCGUAAUAUAAAAAAAAAACCGAAACUGACCUUGAAAUCUCUGUAACUAAUAAGGAACAUCAUCCAAUCGAUACUUUCCGAUUUUUGUAAAACUUGACUUACAAAUGGAACACUGAGAAAUCUUUUAAUUGAUCGAUAUUCAUAGUUAAAGGGUGAGAAGUACUUUCCAAAGUUACGAAUCAAAUGUUUAUUCAGUUACAUUCAUCGAAAACUAAUUAGAAAUCAAUGUUAGAUAGCAAGAAGUUGUUCAAUGUGUAAUAUUCCGAAUUUUUAUGGAUAUUUUACACAUUUUUCUUUUUUCACUAUUCAUUCGAAAUUUAAAAAGAAAAUUGUAAAAAAUGAUUUAGAUACUUUUUAACGAGAAUUAGUUUCUACAGAAUAAAGUUCAUCGAUUUUUUCUCUAUCUCUUACAGUAAAGUAAAUCAACAAUGAAAAAGUUUCGUUUUUAAUAGCUAUUCAGAUUUAAUUGGUUACGGUGGCGUCAACUAUGACUUGAAAUAUUAAUGCAAAGCUUACAACUGUUCGUCAAAAAUCAUGCUACACUCAUGUCCAAUUUAUUUCCAAUGUGCAUCAGUUUUUGAGAUAUUUAAUGCAACAGGUAUUUCAUCCACAAUUUUAAACGUACUUUUCAUCCAUUAAAUAUGAAUAUCAACCAAUGUAAAAAGCACCGAUGCAACAUUCAUCAAUGCUCUCCCACUCUACAUACCAAGAUUCAUAAAAAUAGAAAAUAGUCAAUCAUGUGAUGUUUGUCAAUAUUCACAACAAAACAGACGAUUCCACCAUGUACGUCCCCUUUCGAACAGACAUAUGUAAUUCGUAGGAAGUAACACCCAAUUGGUCGUCAAAUUUCAAAAAUAAUCGCAUCGAUCGCAUCCUAAGAACAAUCCUAUUUGUAUUGUACAAUUACGAUACAACUACUUGAUUGCAUUUCACAGAAAAUCGUUGGAAAUAAU
This is a messenger RNA of Hylaeus anthracinus, 3004 nucleotides long. Its product is annotated as protein couch potato-like. The record is from RefSeq and is a predicted model, not a curated record. Gene Ontology annotation, molecular function: mRNA binding. The transcript has 8 exons. The coding region runs from base 1208 to 1960 and encodes 250 amino acids. Lineage: Eukaryota; Metazoa; Arthropoda; Insecta; Hymenoptera; Colletidae.